Messenger RNA from Sphaerodactylus townsendi, 709 nucleotides. RefSeq names its product protein ZBED8-like. The transcript is spliced from 3 exons. The record is from RefSeq and is a predicted model, not a curated record. Bases 28 to 534 code for a protein of 168 amino acids. NCBI's taxonomy places the organism in Eukaryota, Metazoa, Chordata, Lepidosauria, Squamata, Sphaerodactylidae.
CCCGCCCCUUUCUCCGGAUGACUAGAAAUGGGAGGAGAGAAGCCAGAAGCCAAUGGGCAGCUCCGCUUGCUCCUCCCUCAGCCGCCCAAAUCCGGUUUUCUUCGUCCUCCUCCAAGCCGAGAAAAUACAGGCUGUCGCCUCUCCAGAACGAACAGCGGUGCACGUCCUGCUUCUGAUCCUCGUGUUUCUCUGGAGGAUGGUUUUACCUCAAUAAAUGUUGAAACUUCAUAUUUGGUGGCACUCAGAAUCGCCAGAGCUAUGAAACCUGACACCAUUGCUAAGGAUUUACUGUUGCCAGUGGCCAAAGACAUUGUUCGAGUUAUGAUCGGAGAUGAAUUUGUUACGAAAUUGAGUGCAAUUUCCUUAUCUAAUGACACUAUCCACAGAAGAAUAGAUGACAUGUCUGCUGAUAUUCUUGAUCAGGGUUUUCCAGCUUGUUGGUUAUCAAGCCUAAAUACAGAAGUAGACCUGUUGUGGAAGAUGAUCUUCGUUGUGCUCUUGCAAAGACUGCCCCGAGAAUUUCUGAUCUGGUGAGAAAGAAGCAAUCUCAACCUUCGCACUGAUGUUGGCUUUUUACACAUACUGUCGCAAAAUGUAGCAAUGUAGUUUACUGUUGUUAUAUUAAGACUGUGACCCAUGCUACACCAUGCUUCAAGACAAAAUGUCAUUUAUUUGUAAUUAGAAAUAAAUAUUUCACAAUAUAUAAUUA